This is a messenger RNA of Dinoponera quadriceps, 1308 nucleotides long. RefSeq lists its product as uncharacterized. The record is from RefSeq and is a predicted model, not a curated record. The coding region runs from base 1 to 1308 and encodes 435 amino acids. Lineage: Eukaryota; Metazoa; Arthropoda; Insecta; Hymenoptera; Formicidae. The transcript has 8 exons.
AUGGACUAUUUUCACACAUGUCUCGAGAACGUGCGGAGGCUGUCCGUGGGCAAAACGAAGCAUCUGAUGCUGAAAGCUCUGGCUGACACACUGGGCGGUUACUUGCGGGUCUACAUCCUGCCUCUCACGAGACAUUCCUAUUACGCGGGGAAUAUCAAAUAUCGCAACGCGAAGAUGCUGUUCGAGCUCUUCGACGAGCUGAAGACCUUCUUGCGAACGAACGGUGCCGGCUGGUCGAAACCCAGCCAAGACGUUCGGAACGUCCAAAUUCCGCCCAUCACUAUCACGCCGCCGAAAACUUCGCUCGCCUGUAACGGACUCAUCACAUAUUCGGCGCCUUUUGAACGCCAUAGCGGGGAUUACCGAAGCUUCACGUUCAAGAAAAAGAAACGUUCUACAGUGAAACGGGGAAACGCGAAACGCGCGAUUAAUGGAUACAAUAAGGAAACCGCGGCGGAUGAGAUCAUAAUACCACUCCCGUUCCUCGAUAACGAAGUGGAGCCCAACAGCAUCGCCCUGCCCUUCAAAACAGACAGCUUGCAGUCAUUGUACACGGAGAAGUCGGCUUUCGCGCUCGUCAAAUAUUACAUUGUCAGCGCGAAGUGCAUCGCCUUGCGAUCGAACACGAGAACGCAGUCGCAGACGUUCAACAAGGACUUUCACAGCUGGUUGCGACAAUCCGUACUUCGACACCUGGACGACGAGAAGUGGUAUCCGGCAUUCGGGGGUGUUCUGAGAGUAAUGGCUACCUUGCGGGAAUCGAGUGAAGAUAUGACGAAGAGCAAGACAAGCGGGGCUUAUCAAAUGAUGCCGAAAGUAACCACAGGACGUAAGAGUCACACGGAUGAGAACCUGUCGUCACUUUACAAAGGAAAAGGAGAAAACGAUGACAGCACGAAGACGCUCGGAACCACGGAGAUCGUGAUCAUAGCAGUGGUGUCCGCAUUGGCAUUAUGGUUGCUGGUGGGUUUGUGCUUGGUGUGCUAUAGAUUCCUCAGCAAGGACCCAGAAAAAUGUUCACCCUGUGAAUCGAAAACCGCUCCGUUUGCGCUUCUGUACAAAAAUACGGACUAUUGUGAACCGGAUACGUGCCCUUCGAGAUCGUCGCGAACGGGUGUAGUUGAAAAAUUGAAGGAAUGGUGGAGAAGCAGGUUUGGUCGAUGUCCAGGAGGAUGUCAGAAGCACGAGGAUGAGGAACGUUGCUUAGCCGCGAUCAAUUACUGCAGCAGGGACACCGUCGGCAACAGCAGCAGGAUUUACCCGUGGACGUAUAUUUGGUUUCCCGUCUCUAUUUUGUCCGCUUCGUGA